GGACGUCUGUAUAUUAUAACCACAUACAGUACGAUGAUUGAACAGAUUUGCAUAAAAACGACUUAAUAACGCAACUGUUUUAUAGAGAAUUAUACUUUCAUGUAUAAAAUAAAUAUGGAGUAGCUGCUUUCUCAUGCAAUGCAUACUUAAGUAAAAAUAAAUAGUGCAUUAUUUAAGCAUUGUUGUAGCUAAGGAAAUCAGAUAUACCGUGAAAAUCUUAUAAUGUUUGCCACGCUAUUGACCAUAUGUUUAGGAAUUUCUUCGGCUUCGGCAAUGGAGCGACAUUUUUAUAUAGCCGCAGAAGAUGUUUUCUGGAACUAUGCACCCUCCGGGCGUAACCUAGUAACAGCCGAUAGCAAAGCUUCUAGCGAAAAGAUCGUAACUGGUCCAGACAGGAUUGGUAACAUCUACAAGAAAGCGAUUUAUCGAGGUUAUACCGAUGGAAGCUUUACACAACGUGUUCAGGUACCCGAAUGGGCGGGAUUCGUUGGACCACUCAUUGCAGCGGAAGUGGAGGAUGUGGUUUUUAUUCAUUUUCGAAACAUGGCUACUGGAAGUAACUUUAGUGUUCAUCCGCAUGGCUAUCAGUACAACAAAGCAAAUGAAGGUGCUGUUUACAUUGAUGGCACGAGCGGAAAUGACAAAUUAGAAGAUGCCGUACCACCAGGGGGCAGCGUCACAUACAUGUGGCAUGCAUCCAGAAUUCAUGGACCUACGGACCAAGAUGACAAUUGCUAUGCUUUCACUUACCAUUCACAUACAAUGGCUCCGAAGGAUGUAGAUACUGGUUUGGUUGGAGUAGGACUAAUUUGCAGAAAAGGAACUCUAGACGCACAGGGGAAUCGAAUAGAUGUUGACAGAGAAUUUUAUCUAUAUGCGGAUGUUGCUGAUGAAAAUAAUAACUGGUACGCCGAUGAGCAUGUACUUAGCUGUGGAAACGUAACUUUGUGCCAAAGUCUCAAGGAAGCUGACAAUGAGGAUUUCAUGGAAAGCAACAAAAUGUCACAUAUUAAUGGAUUUGUGUAUGGCAACUUACCCGACUUUACAACUUGUGAAGGGGAAAAUAUUGUGUGGUACUUCAUGUCCAUAAAUCAAGGCAUUCAUACCAUACACGCAAACGGACAAACAAUGAUUAUAGAAAAGAAAAGAACAGAUACGGCGGUUUUACAUCCAGCCAGUGUUUACUCUGGGUACAUGACUCCAGUUAACCCUGGACGUUGGUUGCUUUAUUGUAGGAACCAAAAACAUUAUGACGAGGGAAUGCAAGCAUUUUUAAACGUAAGGCAAUGGCCACAACUACCAGAAGAAAGACUUCCAGAGCCAGUCGGAGUGGUUCGCCCUGGCUAUACCCGGCGAUUCUUUAUAGCUAUCGAGGAGGUGCUUUGGGAUUACGCCCCGGGAGUAGAUAUUAAUACAAUUCCCGGUGCAUCCACUUUUCUUGAAAGAGGUAACAAUCGUAUAGGAAAUGUUUACAAAAAAGCGAUGUAUGUCGAAUAUGCAGACCCAUCUUUUACUGUAAGGAAGCAAUAUGGUUUCCCACAGCUGCAUUACGGGUUGUCUGGGCCACCAAUCAAAGUGGAAGAAGGGGAACGUGUCGUUGUCGUCGUCAUGAACAAGGCAUCAAGACAAUAUUCCUUUCUAGCUAAUGGUGUAAGAAUGACAAAAGACAAUGAAGGGGCGUAUUACAAAAACAUCCGGAUGGAUUCGCAGAUGACCGGAGCAAUUGUCUCUCCUGGAUUUUCAAGGACAUAUGAAUUCGAUGUUCCAACAGAAGCGGCAUUAACGUCACAUAAUACGGACUGUGUCACGUACAUGUACCACUCCGCUGUAGAUUUAACAAGAGAUAUCUACACAGGAUUGUUCGGUCCACUUCUAGUUUGCAAAUAUGGGACGUUAGCACCCAAUGGGAGACAGAUUGGUGUUGAUCGGGAGUGGUUCCUAAACUGGAUGGUUAUAGACGAGAACAAGUCUUGGUAUAUUGAUGAAAAUAUUGCGAGAUUCACAGGACAGCCCACGACAGUGGACAAGUCUGAUUCUGAAUUCCAGCUAUCAAACAAGAUGAGGGCAAUCAACGGACGGACAUUUGGUACACUUAACGGUUUGCAAAUGUGCACAAGUGAAACAGUAAAAUGGCAUAUGUACGGUCUGGGCGGGCAAGUUGAUCAUCACCACUUUAGUUUCGAGGGCAACAAUUUCAAAUUUGACAACAGGAAUCUAGACACAGCAUCUGUGUUUCCUGGUGUAGGACAAACUGUGACAAUGUCACCAGAUCAAACAGGACAACUGCUAUUACGCGACGGUCAACUUGGAUUUGAAGCAGAAGGAAUGUAUGCCUGGUAUAAUGUUUUAACUUGCGGGGGACAAAGUCCUAGGAAUAUGCCAGCCUCUGUGCUGCGAGAUUUAAAUAGUCCAGUGGAGCUUCAAGCACGAACUGCAAAUAUUCCGAAGCCCCUUCUGCCUAGAAUGGAAGGAAUCGUCAGACGUUUCUAUAUUGCUGCUGUUGAACAGAACUGGGAUUACGCUCCUAUAAAGGUUGAUCCAAUCGAUGGAUCAAGUCUUUUAAAUCCAGACCAUAAAGGGUACAUAUUUAUUCGAAAUGAUCCUCCGUAUCGUGGAACCAUUUACUACAAAGCCCUUUACAGAGAAUUCACAGAUAGCACUUUCACCAAAAUGAAACAAAGAACUCCAAACGAGCUGCACCUCGGAGUUCUAGGUCCUGUGGUUAAUGGCAACGUAUUUGACACCAUCGAGAUUGUUUUCAGAAAUUUUGCAACAUUUCCGUACAAUAUUAUUCCAAGGAAUGUCGUAUUUAAGGAUGGCUCUUCCAUAACAAGUGCUCCAUCAACGAUGCCCGGCGAGACUCGUGUAUACACGUACAUCAUUCCCGAAAGAUCAGGACCUACAUCAAAACAACCGAACUGUGUAGGCUCUCUUUACGUUUCUAGGGUAACCCCUAUGAAAGAUACUUACAGUGGACUAGUUGGACCCUUCGUUGUCUGCAAGGAAGGUAUUUUAGACUCUUUUGGAAGAAGAACAGACGGAGUGACGAAAGAAUUUGCUACCGGGUUUAUUAUAUUUGAUGAGAAUAAAAGCAAUUACAGAGAUGUGAACUUCGCAAACACACCUCCCCAGUCAAUUACCGAUCCCGACUUUAUUGAAAGUAAUAUAAUGCACUCAAUAAAUGGCUUUAUAUAUGGAAAUCUGAAAGGUCUCGUGUUCAGUGAAAUGGAACAUUCAGCAUGGUAUGUUUUCGGACUUGGCUCUGUUGAGGAUAUACACACCGUACAUUACCACGGUCAGCUUUACAUACGCAAAACAUCGCUAACUUUGAAACGCGAUGUGCUCGAAGUAUUUGCAGGAACUUAUGAAACUGUGGAAAUGCUUGGAUAUAAUCCGGGUACAUGGUUGUUUCAUUGUCAUGUAGGUGCACAUGCGUUAGAAGGCAUGGAGACUACAUAUACUGUUUUACCUAGAUUUGACUCAGAUAAACCAGUACAUAAACCACAUAACCCGAGACAUGAACCACAAAAUCCAGGUUAUGGACGUAGGAGAGGGCAAAAACAACGUAAUCCAGGUUAUGGACGCAUGAGAGGGCAACAACAACGUAAUCCAGGCUAUGGACGUACGAGAGGGCAUAAACAACGUAAGUCUGAAAGUGGACAACUCUUGACUGGUCAUGGAACACUGAGAAAUGUUCAGCCUGCUCCUGUUGCAUCCGGGAUCACACAACAAACAAACAAAUUAAAACAGAGAACCAUUCCUUCUAGGAAUCGAGCGGAUACCACCUUUAAACUGCGAAAACCCACUCAAAAGAAAAGGCAAAGAACAGGACAGCGAGGUAGCAGUAAAGAUGCUUUGUUUCAUAAGAGAAGUUAUUUUGCCCAUUGAUCAGAAUGAAUUGCUGGCGACAAUUAGUUAAAGCUAUUAACUCUUCGGAUAAGUGUCACUCCAGAAUGAAACGCAUUAACACGACUGCUGUAUUUGAAAUUUAAUGAUAACAAUCAAUUUGCAUUGAUACAAACAAUGAAUAAGAUAUAUA
This is a messenger RNA of Mercenaria mercenaria, 4039 nucleotides long. RefSeq names its product ceruloplasmin-like. Gene Ontology annotation, cellular component: plasma membrane. Gene Ontology annotation, biological process: iron ion transport. The transcript has 15 exons. Gene Ontology annotation, molecular function: copper ion binding; oxidoreductase activity. The record is from RefSeq and is a predicted model, not a curated record. Bases 223 to 3888 code for a protein of 1221 amino acids. Lineage: Eukaryota; Metazoa; Mollusca; Bivalvia; Venerida; Veneridae.